GAGCCCGCGGCCGCCGCGCAGACAGCGCCGAGAUGCGGGGCCCCAGGCUCGUGACCGCCGCCCGCCUCUUCUGCGUGUGGAGCGCGGCGCUGGCCGCCGUCCCCGGGCCCAGGUUUCUGGUGACAGUCCCUGGGAUCAUCAGGCCAGGAGGAAAUGUGACCAUUGGGGUGGAGCUUCUGGAACACAGCCCCUCACAGGUCACCGUGAAGGCGGAACUAAUGAAGAAGGUAGCGAACCACUCGGUCUCUGUCCUGGAAGCAGAAGGAAUCUUUGAAAAAGGUUCUUUCAAGACACUUAUUCUUCCAUCGCUACCUCUGAACAGUGCCGAUGAGAUGUAUGAGCUCCGUGUCACCGGACGUGCCCAGGAUGAGAUUUUAUUCUCGAAUAGUACGCGCUUAUCAUUCGAGACCAAGAGAAUGACUGUCUUCAUUCAAACAGACAAGCCCCUAUAUAAACCAAAGCAGGAAGUGAAGUUUCGUGUUGUUACACUCUUCUCUGAUUUUAAGCCUUACAAAACCUUUUUAAACAUUCUAAUUAAGGAUCCCAAGUCAAAUUUGAUCCAACAGUGGUUAUCAGAAAAAAGUGAUCUUGGAGUCGUUUCCAAAACUUUCCAGUUAUCUUCCCAUCCAAUACUUGGUGACUGGUCCAUCCAAGUUCAAGUGAAUGACCAGACAUAUUAUCAGUCAUUUCAGGUUUCAGAAUAUGUAUUACCAAAGUUUGAAGUUGCUUUGCAGACACCAUUAUAUUGUUCUUUAAAUUCUAAGAGUUUAAAUGGUACUGUCACCGCAAAGUAUACAUAUGGGAAGCCUGUGAAAGGAGACCUAACACUUACAUUUUUACCUUUAUCCUUCUGGGGUGUGAAGAAAAAUAUUACAAAAACAUUGAAGAUAAAUGGAUCUGCAAACUUCUCUUUUAAUGAUGAAGAGAUGAAAAAGGUAAUGGAGUUUUCGGAUGGACCUUCUGAACACAUGUACCUGUCUUCUCCUGGGCCAGUAGAAAUCUUAGCCACAGUGACAGAAUCACUUACAGGUAUCUCAAGAAAUGCAAGCUCCAAUGUAUUUUUCAAGCAGCAUGAUUACAUCAUUGAAUUUUUUGACUAUGCUACUGUCUUGAAGCCAUCUCUCAACUUCACAGCCACUGUGAAGGUAACCCGUUCUGAUGGUCAUCAGCUGACUCCUGAAGAAAGAAGAAAUAAUGUAGUCUUAAUGGUGACUCAGAGAAACUAUACUGAGUACUGGAGCAGAUGGGACACUCGAAAUCAGGAUGUAGGGGCUGUCCAGAUCAUAAACCACACUGUCCCCGCAAAUGGAAUCUUCAAGAUCGAAUUCCCAGUCCUGGAUGAUUCCAGCGAGCUACAAGUGAAGGCCUCUUUUCUCGAUAGUAUAAGUAACAUGGCAGUUCAUGGUAUGUUUAAGUCUCCUAGUAAAACCUACAUCCAGCUGAAAGCAAAAGAUGAAAAUAUAAAGGUGGGAUCACCAUUUGAGUUGGUGGUUAUUGGCAACAAGCAGUUGAAGGAGUUAAGUUACAUGGUCGUGUCCAGGGGACAGUUGGUGGCUGUAGGCAAGCAAAAUUCAACAACCUUUUCCUUAACACCAGAAAAUUCUUGGGCCCCAAAAGCCUGUAUCAUUGUGUAUUAUAUUGAAGAUGAUGGGGAAAUUAUAAAUGAUGUUCUGAAAAUUCCUGUUCAGCUCAUUUUUAAAAAUAAGAUACAGCUAUUUUGGAGUAAAGCCAAUGCUGAACCAUCUGAGAAAGUCUCUCUCAGGAUCUCUGUGACACGGCCAGACUCAAUAGUUGGUAUCGUAGCUGUCGACAAGAGUGUGAAUCUGAUGAAUGUCUCAAAUGAUAUUACAAUGGAAAAUGUGGUCCAUGAAUUGGAACUUUAUAACACAGGAUAUUAUUUAGGCAUGUUCAUGAAUUCUUUUGCAGUCUUUCAGGAGUGUGGCCUCUGGGUAUUGACGGAUGCAAACCUUGUGAAGGAUUACAUUGACGGUGUUUAUGACAGCGUAGAGUUGGCUGAGAGGUUUGUGGAUGAAAAUGAAAGCUACUUGGUAGAUCUUCAUGACUUUUCUCUGGGUAGCAGUCCACGUGUACGAAAGCAUUUUCCAGAGACUUGGAUAUGGCUAGACACCAACAUGGGUUCCAGAAUUUACCAAGAAUUCGAAGUUACUGUGCCUGAUUCUAUCACUUCUUGGGUUGCAACUGCUUUUGUGAUCUCUGAGGAUUUAGGUCUUGGACUAACAACUGCUCCAGCGGAGGUAGUAUACGAAAGGGCUGCUUAUGGAUGGUACAAUGCCACGAAGCAGAGAGAGCAUCAGCUCCUCAGUGGAUUUAAAAAACUCCAAGCCUUCCAACCAUUUUUCAUUUUUUUGAAUCUUCCAUACUCUGUCAUCAGAGGUGAAGAAUUUGCUUUGGAAGUAACCAUAUUCAAUUAUUUGAAAGAUGCCACUGAGGUUAAGGUAAUAAUUGAGAAAAGUGAUGCAUUUGAUAUUCUAAUGGCUUCGAAUGAAAUCAAUGCCACGGGACACCAACAGACCAUUCUGGUUCCCAGUGAGGAUGGGGCAACUGUUCUUUUCCCCAUCAGGCCAACACGUCUGGGGGAAGUGCCCAUCACGGUCACAGCUGUUUCACCCGCUGCUUCUGAUGCUGUCACCCAGAGGAUUUUAGUGAAGGCUGAAGGAAUAGAAAAAUCAUAUUCACAAUCCAUCUUGCUAGAUUUGACGGACAGCACGCUACAAACUACCCUGAAAACACUGAGUUUCUCCUUUCCUCCUCACACAGUGAGUGGCAGUGAGAGGGUUCAGAUCACUGCAAUCGGAGAUAUUCUUGGUUCGUCCAUCAAUGGCUUAGCCUCCCUGAUUCGGAUGCCUUAUGGCUGUGGUGAACAGAACAUGAUAAAUUUUGCUCCAAAUAUUUAUGUUUUGGAUUAUCUGACUAAAAAGAAACAACUGACCGAGAAUUUAAAAGAAAAAGCCCUUUCUUUUAUGAGGCAAGGUUACCAGAGAGAACUGCUCUAUCAGAGGGAAGAUGGCUCUUUCAGUGCUUUUGGGAAUGAUGACCCUUCUGGAAGCACUUGGUUGUCAGCUUUUGUUUUAAGAUGUUUCCUUGAAGCUGAUCCUUACAUAGACAUUGAUCAGAAUGUGUUACACAGAACAUAUACUUGGCUCAAAGGACAUCAGAAAUCCAACGGUGAAUUUUGGGAGCCAGGAAGAGUGAUCCACAGUGAGCUCCAAGGUGGCAAUAAAAGUCCUGUAACUCUUACAGCUUAUAUUGUGACUUCUCUCCUGGGAUAUAAAAAGUAUCAGCCUAAUAUUGAUGUGCAGGAGUCUAUCAACUUUUUGGAGUCUGAAUUCGAUAGGGGAAUUUCCGACAAUUACACCCUGGCCCUUGUUACUUACGCCCUGUCAUCUGGGAGGAGCCCUAAAGCCAAGGAAGCUUUGGAUAUGCUGACUUGGAGAUCAGAACAAGAAGGAGGCCUGCAAUUCUGGGUGUCAUCGGUGUCCAGACUGUCUGAAUCCUGGCAGCCGAGCUCCUUGGAUAUUGAAGUUGCAGCCUAUGCGCUGCUCUCACAUUUCUUGCAGCAUCAGGUUCCUGAGGGAAUUCCGAUUAUGAGGUGGCUAAGCAGGCAGAGAAAUAGCUUGGGAGGUUUUGCAUCUACCCAGGACACCAUUGUGGCCUUGAAGGCCCUAUCUGAAUUUGCAGCUUUAAUGAAUGUAGAAGAGACAAAUAUCCAAGUGACUGUGGAGGGGCCCAGUUCACUGAAUCCUGUGAAGUUUGUGAUUGACACACAGAACCGCUUUCUUCUCCAGAUGGCAGAGCUUGCUGUAGUACAGCCAACUGCAGUGAAUAUUUCUGCAAAUGGUUUUGGAUAUGCUAUUUGUCAGCUUAAUGUUAUUUAUAAUGUGAAAAAUUCCAGAUCUUCUAAAAGCCGAAGAUCUAUCCAAGAUCAGGAAUCAUUUGACUUAGAUGUUGCUGUAAAAGAUAAUAAAGAUGAUGUCAAUCACUUGGAUUUGAAUGUGUGCACAAGGUUUCUGGGCCCAGCCAAAAGCGGCAUGGCCCUUAUGGAAGUCAACCUGCUCAGUGGUUUUACUGUGUCCUCAGAUGCCAUUCCCCUGAGUGAUACUGUGAAAAAAGUAGAACACGACCAUGGGAAACUCAACCUCUACUUAGACUCUGUAAAUGAAACCCAGUUUUGUGUUGAUAUUCCUGCUGUGAGAAGCUUUAGAGUGUCAAAUACACAAGAUGCUUCAGUGUCCAUAGUGGACUACUAUGAACCAAGGCGGCGAGCGGUGAGAAGCUACAACUCCAGGGCGCAGCUGACCUCCUGUGACCUCUGCGGGGACGCGCUCGCCUGCGGCCCCUGCGCCCGCGCGGCCCCGGCCCGCCUCCCGCGCCUGGCCGCCCGCCUCCUCCUGCUCGGCCCCGCGCUUCUGCUCUCCUUGCAGCCUUGGCCGUGAUUUGUUUCCUGAAGACUCCAUGAAACACUUGCAUUUCCAAAAGCCACACGUGACUGUCUUGUCGUCAUAAUCAGCUAUUACCUCUGUCUGGAAAAUCAAUGUUUUUCUCUUUAUGAGUUGGGAGGCGGGUAGAAGUGGGGGAGAUGUAUUAAUAACAACAGGUCCUUGUGUGUGUAGCUGCACAGAUCUUUUCUUUCACCCCUGACUUCUGUGUGGAACAAAAAAAUAAUUAUUGCAGCUGUAUUCUUUUAUUUUCCCCUCUUAAAAUUUUUUAGGAUUUUUUUGGAGGUGGUGUUUUCUCCAGAAUAAAUGCAUUAUUUUAGAUGAUUCUUUUCAUUUUUUAGAAGAAAUGAGUGAGCCUGGAUUCUUAAGCACUGCUGUAUGUCAGUCUCUGCUUUAGUAGUAACCGUGAAAAGGCCCAAGGGAAGAGCUUGUUCUGUGCCUUCCCUAUCCACCCCAAACCCCUGCCCACCCCACCCACCCCAGCCGCCUCAGUGCUGUGCUGAGCUAAGUCGCUUCAGCCCUGUCCGACUCUUUUUGAUCCUAUGAACCUGCCAGGCUCCUCUGUCCAUGGGAUUCUCCAGGCAAGAAUACUGGAGUGGGUUGCCAUGCCUUCCUCCAGGGGAUCUUCCCGGCCCAGGGAUUGAACCCCCGUCUCCUGCAUUGGCAGGCAGGUUCUUUCCCACUAGUGACCCCCUGGGAACCCCAUGGUCUCUACAUCUUUCUUGAUCAGAUAUAGUGUUUUUCUUUAGGAUGGAUGUGGUGAUUUUUAUUUUUUUUUUUAAGGAAAAUGAUGUUCCACUCCAGAUGUAGUCGCAUACCCCAUCCCUUGCUUUUUGCCUGUUUUCCCUCUGGAGGGAAGCAGAGAGACUGGGCUUUGCUGUGCUGCCCAUGGCUCAGAGGUUGGGGUCCCUGGGAAGUGAUCAGAGGAGCCCUGGGUGAUCUUCUCUGUGAACCCAGCCCCACACGCAGGCUUUGUUCAGGCUGAGGGUCAGAGAGUAUUGCCACAUGUGCCUUGUGGGACUUGGACAAGAAGAUCCUAGACCAGGAGACACAUGUGAGUCAUGGGGGAUGCUCAGUUGGAAAGUGAACGUGUUAGUCACUCAGUCAUGUCCGACUCUUUACGACCCCGUGGACUGUAGCCCACCAGGCUGCUCUAUCCAUGGCAUUCUCCCCAAGAUUGCUGGAGUGGGUAGCCAUUCCCUUCUCCCAGGGAUUUUCCCAACCGAGGGCUUGAACCCAGGUCUCCUGCAUUGCAGGAGGAUUCUUUACUAUCUGAGCCACCAGGGGGACACAACCAAAUCCUGCACAAGAUGCAGCGGACUGACCUCCCUGUGGUCUGGGAAAGAAGCUGGGGUUUGAUGGGGGUCAGAGAGGUGUGAAGCACUGUACAGUGUUGGCCAGGGUCUUGUGGAACCUUCUAGAUUCAGGUGUCUGAGUGUCAGGCCACCAGCUGUCCACUGACAUCUAAUGCUUGCUCUGAACCUUACAGAAGAUUCUUGAAUUUUGAGCAUCUGGCUCAUUGGUUACCUGGUAUUCAGAAGGAUAAUACUCAUUUAUGUGAGUGAAGUUUUAAAGAAAGAUUCCUUUCUUUUGCCUUUCCUGUUUGUCUUCUUUUCUCACCUCUUUCUUUUUUCAUUCUUCCUUCCCUUCUUUCUUUCUUCUUUCCUAUUGAAAAAUAUUGAAAUAUCUUAGAUACAUCAAAAAAUGUAAAGAUCUUUUACUAAAUCCAGAAAGUGGUUUAAUUUUACUCCUGAACUCAGCAUUUAUCUCAAGGGGAUGUAGAAAUGUAAUUGUCAUGGGCUCAAAAGAAGCUGUGUUAUACUAUUUUCAGCUGUUUAAAAAUAAAUCCAAAAUUAAAACAUACAAAUAAUAUAUUUGAAAGUGAAUUUUGAAAAGAAUAUUUUUAUUUUAGUGAAUUUAAAGAAAUUACAGUGGAGUGGAUAUUCAUGGAUUGCUUAUGGAUAUUUUGGACACAGAGGUAGGAAUUACUAAUAUUUAGGCUUUUAAAGCUUAAAUCCUGAAUGUAGAAAAUAGAUCCUUAGAGGAUGGUCUAUGGAGAGAGAGCAGUUAAAUAACAAAUAUAUAAUUUUCUUGUAUAUACUUUCAAGUGGGGAAAAGUUUUUAGUUGUGUUACCCCUUUGAAACAGUCUGAUCCAAAAAAGACACUUGGGUUUGGGCUUUCCUAUGUGGGAUUUUUGGCUUUUAUAUGUUAGGACUUCUUUGGAGGUGAAAGUAUCUUAAAAUGAACUCGGAGGAGGGUAUUGGCAAAGGAUCCCGCUUCCCCUACCCCGCUGCCCAGAGAAACUCAGACUGCCCAUCAAUAGCUUUCGAUUCUGUAGCUUAUAUACUGUUCAUUCCAGACUUCAAGUAUAGAAUCUUAGGAAACACAAGAAUGAAAAGCCGUUGAAAGAUGGUGUACAUUUUAAAAAAUGUAUUUCCUCUUUUAAAAACUAGAGAUCUGAUUUUUUUUUGUGUGAAUUAUUUCAGAGUUUCGGGUUAAACACUUACCUUGUAACUAAUAUUUUAAUGUAUUAAAAAUACAUUACAGAUGUAUUAAAACGUAUUGAAGGUGAGGAGGAGAAUGGGAUUGAGGAGGAAGAGCAGGAGGGGACGCAGUGGGGAGGAGCGGUCCGUGGUUGGAGGUGCGUGGACAGAGGGGAUGCCUGUGUCUUCCUCCAUCACGCUGCUUGGAGGCAGCCUCUGUGACAGCCGUGGGCUGGGAUGAAGAGGGUCCAAAAAAGCCACAGGUGUCUGGGUUAAAGGGGAGCAGUAGUAGCAGGAAUCGAUGUUAUUAACUCUUCUUCACAUGCUAUGAGUAACAGUUAGAAACCUUGUUUUGCCUUUUAUUUUCCUGAUGGUGAAACUUCUCCAGUGCCCUCAAUUUCAUUUACUGAUAUAAAUCUGAAGUCUCUCCUUCUUUCCUGCUGAGUGGGAACCUCAUUAUUAAGACACCAGCAUAUGUUGCUUCCAGUUUUGACUGGCCAGGGGUUCCAGACAUGGAAUGUUGAGAAUAACUAGUAGCCACAUGAAUUCAAGGACAGAUCAACACUAUUAUAUUUGGUUUCAACACGUUACUGCCUUCAGUGAUAAUUCUAAAAAAGUAAUUAAAACCCAUUAAAAUAUGUUGGGUCAAUGAAAAAAUUCCUUUUAUUGUAUUGGCCUAUUAUACUUUAGUAAGAUUUUAAAAAUACUCUAACAAUAACUUUGGUUUAGUAUUUUGGUUAUAUUAUAAUCUGUGGAACAUUGUGUUAAAAUCCAGAUAUAUGCUUGUUGCCUAACAGUUUGUUGCUUACAUAUGCAAUGCUAUUUCUACAUGUGGGAAUUUUCAGAGUUGUACAUAGCAUAAUUCUCCCUGUUUCCAUUUUUUGAGCCCGAGUGUAAUAAUUUUUUUAAAAAAGGUUUUAUUUAACCAUAAUUUCUUUUUAUGUUAAAUUUAGUUACAAAUACUCUGGCAACAGAAUGCUAGUAAUCUUUAUUUUGAUUAUUUUGAUCCAGUUCAGUUAUUCUGAUAUCAUUCAUUUUGAUAUCAUUCAACAUUUCUGACCAUCCAGUUUUAAAAAUUGGAGCUAUGAUUUUUCUUUAUCAAUCUUUAAAGGAGCCAUUUUAUUAGUCUUCCAGCAUGUAAUCUGGAGUUUUUUGUAACAACCUCAUUUCUAAUUUGCUUUAUUGAAGUUUAAUACUGAUUUUUAUAAAAAUAUGUUGUAAAUAGCUCCCUGACAAGGUUCUUUAUCAUAAAGACAGUACUUACUUGGAGUUCGUCAAGUAGCUCCCAUGGGUCCUGGUGCCAUUACUUAUUCUUGGGUGCAUCAUUUUCUUGCAUUUUGUAAAUUUGAGACAGUUAGUGGACUGACUCUUGGAGAAGCUUCAGAACCUUAUAUACCCGAAGAGGCUUCCAUUAGAAGAAUAUUCUAUUUUUUGUUUGUUUUCAAAUUCCAGUAAAGCAUAGCACAUUUAAGAACUUAAAAAUUUCCUGUCAUCUACUCAGUUGAUAUUCAUGUUAAUAUUAAAUAUCUUAAGCUGUGUUGGGAGUAAUUUGAGGUGCAGUUAUUUUUAUCACUACUUUCUUCAGGAAACUAAGCAAUAAAUAUACGUUUUUAAUAAAGAAUAUAUCAGUUGUGGGUAGGCUUGUUUCAAAACUAUUUCUAGCCAUUGAAUUGUAUUUUCAUGUGCCUCAUCAUAAGACAGUGCCACAUGCACCAUUCCAUAAAAUGUUGCCAUUUCAAUAGUUAUAAUACAGGAAAAUAGACAUUUCCUGGGUGAUUUCUGAGUUUCUCACUUCACAGGACACUUACACAUUGGUAUGUGUGUUUCUUUGUAAUAAAGAUGAUAUUGGUACAUAUUUAAGAAAAAUUCUGUGUCACGAGACCAUGAUUUACCUCUCUUCUGUCAGGGUAUUGAAUCAGUGGUAGAGGAUAGUUCCAUGUUCCACUUAUAGAUCUUUAAGAUUUAUCUUUGAUAUAGUUAAUAGAAUGUGGCUCUAUCCUGGUCCUUCAAACCUUUAUGUUUUGGAUUUCUACUGAGGUGCAGUUGAUGUGGUAGAGUCAAUUUUUUUUGUACACAGUAGGCUUUAUAAAAUUUUAUUCAUAAAUCUAUUUUAAGACCUUGUUUGCAUAUAAGAAGGAUACUAUUGAAAUAAAACAUUUUCACAGAAACUAAAGCUUUAUAUAUUAAACCAGGGUGAUUCUGAAAGCUUAAAUUUUAAAUGUUAGAGUAUUGUUAUAUUGUUAAUUGUACUUGAUUAUGUAUUCAAUAGAAAAUCAUGGUUUAUCAAUAAAAAUGAAAAUUUCCAUCGA
Messenger RNA from Dama dama (fallow deer), 9250 nucleotides. RefSeq names its product CD109 molecule (gene CD109). Gene Ontology annotation, cellular component: extracellular region. Lineage: Eukaryota; Metazoa; Chordata; Mammalia; Artiodactyla; Cervidae. Gene Ontology annotation, molecular function: endopeptidase inhibitor activity. The coding region runs from base 33 to 4454 and encodes 1473 amino acids. The transcript has 33 exons. The record is from RefSeq and is a predicted model, not a curated record.